Grus americana (Whooping crane) is the source of this 4390-nucleotide messenger RNA. RefSeq names its product phosphoribosylformylglycinamidine synthase-like. The record is from RefSeq and is a predicted model, not a curated record. Gene Ontology annotation, biological process: 'de novo' IMP biosynthetic process. Gene Ontology annotation, molecular function: phosphoribosylformylglycinamidine synthase activity. Bases 147 to 4178 code for a protein of 1343 amino acids. The transcript has 29 exons. NCBI's taxonomy places the organism in Eukaryota, Metazoa, Chordata, Aves, Gruiformes, Gruidae.
GUCCCCUCCCCCCUCCCCCCCCCAACCUGGUUCCCUCCGGGCGGGGGGGGGGAGGGCGGGGGGGGAGGGGCCGAAUUCCACUUCCGCGCGCGCGCGGGUCAAAAACGUGGGUGCCCGGGGGGGCAAAGGCUGCGGAGCGCUGCGUGAUGCAGGUGCUGCGGUUCUAUGUGCGGCCGGGCCCCCCCGAGCAGGUGGGGGGUGCUGGGGGGGCCCCCCUGGGGCUGGGAUUGGGGUCCCCCCUGCGGGUGGCCCGAGCCGUGGAACCGGGGGUCACCGCUGUCACCUGCGAGCUCUGCUACUACCUGGCCUGGGACGGGGAGGACCCCCCCGACGCGGAGGAAAGCCGGAUCCUGCGCUGGGUCUUGGGGUCCCCCCUGGGGCAGGGGGAGGAGGUGGCCCCCCAAAGUUUCCUGCGCCCCCACGGCCCCCACCUGCUGCUGGAGAUCGGGCCCAAGCUGGGGGUCUGCACGGCCGCCUCCACCAACGCCGUCUCCCUCUGCCGGGCGGCCGGGCUGGGCCGGGUGCAGCGAGUGGAGCGAUCCCGGCGCCUCCUGCUCCAGUUCGAGGGGCAGCCGUCGCGGGGGGCAGCGGAGCGGCUGGGGCGGGCGCUGCGGGACCCCAUGACGGAGCAGCUGUACCCCGAGCCGCUGGCCACCUUCGAGGUGCCCGUGCGCCCCGUCCCCGUCACCACCAUCGACGUCCUGCGGGGCGGCCCCCCCGCCCUGGAGCAGGCCGACCGCGAGCUGGGCCUGGCCUUCGACCCCUGGGACGUGCAGUACUACACCCGGCUCUUCCGCACCGCCGGCCGCAACCCCACCUCGGUGGAGGCCUUCGACCUGGCCCAGUCCAACAGCGAGCACAGCCGCCACUGGUUCUUCAAGGGGCGGCUGGUGGUGGACGGGCAGGAGGAGCCGCAGUCGCUCUUCCAGAGCAUCAUGGGAACCCAGAGCUCCAGCAACCCCAACAACGUCAUCAAGUUCUCCGACAACAGCAGCGCCAUCCGGGGGGUUCCGGUGACGACCCUGUGGCCGCGGGACCCGGCCGAGCCGAGUUCUUUUGAGAAGAGGACGACCAUCCGGCACGUCAUCUUCACCGCCGAGACCCACAACUUCCCCACGGCUGUGGCCCCCUUCAGCGGGGCGACCACGGGGACGGGGGGCCGGAUCCGGGACGUGCAGUGCACCGGCCGCGGCGCCCACGUCAUCGCCGGCACCGCCGGCUACAGCUUCGGCAACCUGCUCAUCCCCGGCUAUGAGCUGCCCUGGGAAGACGGGGCGCAGCCGUACCCCAAAUCCUUCGCCCGCCCCCUGGAAAUCGCCAUCGGGGCCAGCAACGGCGCCAGCGACUACGGCAACAAAUUUGGGGAGCCCGUGCUGGCUGGUUUCGCCCGCUCCUUCGGGCAGGUGCUGCCGGGGGGGCAGCGGCGGGAGUGGAUCAAACCCAUCAUGUUCAGCGGUGGCAUCGGCGCCAUCGAGGACGACCACGUCCGUAAGGAGCCCCCCGAACCCGGGAUGCUGGUGGUGAAAGUGGGGGGCCCCGUGUACCGCAUCGGCGUCGGGGGGGGGGCCGCCUCCUCCAUCCAGGUGCAGGGGGACAACGCGGAGGAGCGGGACGCGGGGGCGGUGCAACGGGGGGACCCCGAAAUGGAGCAGAAGAUGAACCGGGUGCUGCGGGGGUGCAUCGAGAGCGGGGGGGGGAACCCCAUCUGCAGCAUCCACGACCAGGGGGCUGGCGGCAACGGGAACGUCCUGAAGGAGCUCAGCGAGCCGGCGGGUGCCGUCAUCUACGCCAGCCGCUUCCAGCGGGGGGACCCAACGCUGAGCGUGCUGGAGCUGUGGGGCGCCGAGUACCAGGAGUCCAACGCGCUGCUGGUGCGACCGCCCCGGCUGGGGCUGCUGCGGCGUCUGGCCGCCCGCGAGCGCUGUCCCCUCUGCGUGGUGGGGACCGUCACCGGGGACGGGCGGAUCGUGCUGGUGGAUGACCUGGAGGCGCCGGUGCCCGAGGGGGGGUCCCACGAGGGGCUGCCCACCCCCGUCAACCUGGAGCUCGAGUGGGUGCUGGGCAAGAUGCCCCGCAAGGAGUUCGUGCUGCAGCGGGUGGCCCCCACCCUGCGCCCGCUGGCGCUGCCCCCGGGGCUGUCGGUGCGGCAGGCGCUGGAACGGGUCCUGCGGCUCCCGGCCGUGGCCAGCAAGCGCUACCUCACCAACAAGGUGGACCGCUCGGUGACGGGGCUGGUGGCCCAGCAGCAGUGCGUGGGGCCCCUGCACACGCCGUUGGCCGACGUGGCUGUGGUGGCCCUGUCCCAUUUCGACACGGUGGGGGCGGCCACGGCGCUGGGCGAGCAACCCAUCAAGGGUCUGCUGGAUCCGGCCGCCGGCGCCCGCCUGGCCCUCACCGAGGCCCUCACCAACCUCGUCUUUGCCCGCGUCACCGAUCUCCGCGACGUGAAGUGCUCGGGGAACUGGAUGUGGGGGGCAAAGACAGGGGCGGAAGGUGGGGCGCUGGUGACGGCAUGCGAGGGGCUGGUGGGUCUCCUGCACCGCUUGGGCGUGGCCAUCGAUGGGGGCAAGGACUCGCUCAGCAUGGCCGCCCGCGUCGGCACCGAGACCGUCCUGGCGCCCGGCACCCUGGUGGUCUCAGCCUACGCCGUCUGCCCUGACAUCACGGCCACCGUCACCCCUGACCUCAAGUGUCCUGAUGGCAAAGGAGCCCUACUGUGGGUGCAGCUGAACCCGGGGCGACACCGUUUGGGGGGCAGCGCCCUGGCCCAGGUCUUCUCGCAGUUGGGGGACGCCUGCCCCGACCUGGAGGACCCCGGGGUGCUCGACGCCGCCUUCCGCGUCACCCAGCGCCUCAUCGAAGAGCGGGUGCUGAGCGCGGGCCACGACGUGAGCGACGGGGGGCUGCUGGGCUGCCUGCUGGAGAUGGCCAUGGCCGGCAACUGCGGUCUCCAGGCGGACGUGGCAACCGUCCCCCCCGAUGCCACCCCGCUGGCCGUGCUGUUUGCCGAGGAGCCGGGGCUGGUGCUGGAGGUGCCGGUGGGCACCAGCGUGGACAUCUGCCGCUGCUACCAGGAGGCCGGCGUGCGCUGCGUCCCCAUCGGUCACAGCGGCCCCUACGGGCCCGACGCUACGGUUGAGGUGGUGGUGGCCGGCACGUCCGUGCUGUCCGAGCCCGUGGGUGACCUGCGGGCGGUCUGGGAGGAGACCAGCUUCCGGCUGGAGCGGGAGCAGGCGGCCGUGGACUGUGUGGCCCAGGAGGAGGCUGGGCUGCGCCGGCGCCAAGGACCUACCUUCAACCUCACCUUCGACCCCCUCGAGGAGCUCCCCCUGCUCCAGCACAUGGAGCUGCCGGGGCCGCGGGUGGCCGUGCUGCGGGAGGAGGGCAGCAACGGGGACCGGGAGAUGGCGGCCGCCUUCGUCAUGGCCGGCUUCCAGGUGUGGGACGUCACCACGCAGGACCUGUCCUCGGGCUCCGCCACCCUCGACGGUUUUCGGGGGCUCGUCUUUGUGGGGGGGUUCAGCUACGCUGACGUCCUCGGCUCUGCCAAGGGCUGGGCGGCCGCCGUGCGCUUCCACCCGCGGGUGGGGGGCACCCUCGCCCGCUUCCGCCAGCGCCCCGACACCUUCAGCCUGGGGGUCUGCAACGGCUGCCAGCUGCUGGCCCUGCUGGGCUGGGUGGGGCCCCCCCAAGAGGAGGGGGCCCCCCCCGCGGUGGCGCUGAGCCCCAACCUCUCGGGGCGUUUCGAGUCGCGGUUCGUGGCCGUGAGGGUGGAGCCGGGGCCCUCCCUGAUGCUGCGCGGGAUGGAGGGCGCCUGCCUGGGCGUCUGGGUGGCCCACGGAGAAGGCCGGUUCCAAUUCCGAACUCCCGAGGGGUUGCAGAGGGCGUUGGGGGAGGGGCUGAUCCCCCUUCGUUACGUCGACGAUUCGGGGGUCCCCACGAGCGAGUACCCCCUGAACCCCAACGGGUCCGGGGGGGCGGCGGCUGCGCUCUGCUCGCCCUGCGGCCGUCACUUGGCCGUGAUGCCCCACCCCGAGCGGGGGGUGCGAACUUGGCAAUGGCCUUGGCGACCCCGGGUUUGGGACCGUGGGGAGAUGGGGGGCACGGAAGCUCCUUGGCUUCGGAUGUUCCGGAACGCUCGGGUGUGGUGUUCGAGUUGGCCCCACGGUCGGGUUUGAAGUAGAGGAUUCGUGGUGGUUGACGCAUGGAUGGACCCAUGGAUGGACCCAUAGAUAGACCCAUAGAUGGACACAUGGAUGGACCCAUAGAUAGACCCAUAGAUAGACCCAUAGAUGGACCCAUGGAUGGACACACAGAUGGACACAUGGAUGGACCCAUAGAUAGACCCAUAGAUAGACCCAUAGAUGGACCCAUGGAUGGACACACAGAU